GUUUUUGCCGAAUCGGCUAGACGAAUGGGUGUUAAGUUAUGGAUUGACAAUUUGAAGCAUCAUGGUUUUUACAUUGAUGAAAGUUUGGAGGUUGAUGAUCGACGAAAGGCAUUACGCUAUCUUCUUACUGACCUCCUUGCGGAUGGUCAAAACCUUCCGAUUCCAUCGCAAACUGUGAGACCUUGGGUGCCGGAACCUCAGCUUUGGGGAGUGGAUAAAAUCUACAUGAUAAACCUAAAACGCCGGCCAGAGAGAAGAAGAAGAAUGGAGAAGAUUUUUGAAGUACUAGGUGUUGACGCCACAUACUGGGAAGCUACUGACGGUCACAAGUUGCCUGGCGAAUUCAUUUACGAGCUUCUGCCUGGAUAUCUCGACCCAUUCCAUAAAAGGCCUAUGAAAGCUGGCGAAAUCGGAUGUUUUCUC
Strongylus vulgaris is the source of this 423-nucleotide messenger RNA. Lineage: Eukaryota; Metazoa; Nematoda; Chromadorea; Rhabditida; Strongylidae. The record is from the annotation of a GenBank genome assembly.